This is a messenger RNA of Chenopodium quinoa (quinoa), 1345 nucleotides long. RefSeq names its product isoflavone reductase-like protein. The coding region runs from base 169 to 1095 and encodes 308 amino acids. NCBI's taxonomy places the organism in Eukaryota, Viridiplantae, Streptophyta, Magnoliopsida, Caryophyllales, Amaranthaceae. The record is from RefSeq and is a predicted model, not a curated record. The transcript has 5 exons. Gene Ontology annotation, molecular function: oxidoreductase activity.
CAAUUUAAACACAAGGUCUUAACCGUAAUUACAUCUUCUUUAAAGACUUUAAAUAGCAUGACUUGAAGUUCUCCUAGAAAGUACGAUCAUCAUUCUCUAGCUCCUUUCUAGUAAAACUCUUAUUCACAAAAUUUUCAUAAAAAAAAAUAAGAAACACAUUAUUUGACAAUGGCCGAGAAGAGCAAGAUUUUGGUGAUCGGAGGCACAGGAUACAUCGGGAAAUUCGUUGUCGAAGCGAGCGCUAAGGAAGGCCACCCAACAUUCGCUCUUGUUCGUAAUGAGACACUCUCUAACCCUGCUAAGGCUUCCAUUAUUGACAACUUUAAGAGUUUAGGUGUCAAUUUGGUCUCGGGAGAUGUUUAUGAUCACGAAAGUUUGGUGAAAGCAAUUAAGCAAGUAGAUGUGGUAAUCUCGACUGUUGGGUACCUUUUGUUGGCGGAUCAAGUGAAAAUUAUUGAUGCAAUUAAAGAAGCUGGUAAUAUUAAGAGGUUCUUCCCCUCGGAGUUUGGUGUGGAUGUGGAUCGUACGAGUGCUGUGGAGCCUGCAAAAUCGACAUUUGCAAUUAAAUCCCAAAUCCGGCGAUCAGUGGAGGCUGCUGGAAUUCCCUACACUUAUGUGUCAUCCAACAACUUUGCUGGCUACUUUCUCCCUAGUUUCUCUCAGCCUGGAGCCACUGCUCCGCCAAGAGAUAAAGUUGUCAUCUUGGGUGAUGGAAAUGCUAAAGCGGUUUACAACAAGGAAGACGACAUUGGAACCUACACCAUUCGAGCAGUGGAUGAUCCAAGGACCCUAAACAAGAUUCUGUACAUCAAACCUGCUGGUAACAUAUUGUCUUUCAACGAGCUUGUUUCGUUGUGGGAGAAAAAGAUUGGUAAAACUCUUGAGAAAGAGUACAUUCCUGAAGAACAAGUCUUGAAGAAUAUCCAAGAUUCUCCACCUCCAGUCAAUGUCAUUUUGGCUAUUGGACAUGCUGUAUUUGUGAGGGGUGAUCAGACUAACUUCGAGAUCGAGCCAUCGUUUGGAGUCGAAGCUUCUGAACUCUAUCCUGAUGUCAAAUACACCUCUGUGGACGAAUACCUCAACCAGUUUGUUUAGGAUUUGAAACAUCUUGGCAAUCAAUUUUCCAAGGUUUAUAUCUAUUCAAGAUGCAAGUGUUUCUCCUACCUAAUUAUAAACAGAAAACCAUGAAGAAAAAAAAAAUGAAUUAAGGGAUCAAAUUUCUCAGCUUUCUUCCCUUUGUAUUAUGAACUAUGAUCACUUGUAAUAUAUGAUGUAGCUAAAUAAUAUAUCCACCUGGAUGUAAUCAUGGAAGUGUGAUGGAACUAUAUAUUUUGUGCAUUAGAUA